AUGAGUAGGCCCUGGCUAGUUCCUGGCUCGUCCCUGGAGGUUUUGGCAAGCCUCUGUGAACAUCUCAGUGCAGAAGCAGGCAAGGGUGCCAAGGAGGUGCAUGCCAAGCAUGGCAAGCAUUGUUGUGCUGGCUCGGUGAUGGCCCGCCUCUCCUCCCACGUGCCAGCCGUUCUGCGCUUUGUCCGCCACGGGCUUCAUAGGCGGCCAGAACCAGGUGAUGUGUCUGUGCGAAGCAGUGCUUUGGAUGCCGCCCGUGCCCUGCAACGUGCGGGCAUCGGCGGCCACCCGACCGCCAUGGCGACUGCGACCUUCGCUGCACUCUUCACCGACCACGCGAUGCGCCGCACUGCCGGGCUCCUGCUGCAGGCGCUGGCGCGCUCCGAGCCCCAGGCAGUUGCCGUGGCACUUCCACGUGGUCUUCGUGAAGGCUUUGCGGCCCUGCUGUGGCUAGCACCACAAAAGUUAUUGCUUGGCGCGACACCCACCGACGUCUCCUCCAAUGCAUUCGCUGCUUCCGGUCGAGUGGCGCGUGGGAAGUGGAUCCACGCCAUGCUCGCGGAGAUGCAGAGUCAGGACUUUCUCGAAGGCGACUUCCCGCCGCUGCCCAUGGAUCUCUCCAACCGUGGCCCAUCUCGCCUGGCGCCCUUCGGCGGCCGGAGGAAGGCCGAGGACAUCACGGAGAAUUGGCCUCGCCAAGCUCGUCUUCGCUUCCUCUAUGGCCAGUUUCUGGCGCUUCAGCUGCUUUCACUGCCUCUCUCAACGGCCGCGACGUCAUCCAAGAACGACAAGAGCGAGAUCGGCAUCAUCUUCGAGGAGUGCACCCGCUUUCUCGGCCUCCGGAGCGCUGCCCACGCCACAGCCGUGGAGAGUGAGGGAAUGGGCAACCACACUGUCCUGAGCUGCAUUUCGGCGGUUCUAUGCAAGGCCGUCCUCGCCGUUCUUUCCGAGGAGACGUCCGAGCGGGGACAGAAGUUUCAGGCCGCUCUCCGUGCCGCGGCGCCGGUGCUGGCGGCUGCAGCCACUGGAGACUCCAAGGCAGCCCUGCAGUGCCUGGCCGAAGCUGCAGAAGGUGCCGACUCACCCUCGCCACGCCCAAAGCGAGUCCGAGGAAAGACUUCGUUGGGCGACCUUUCUGCGCGAAAGAAGAGGCGCAUGACAGCCACGACAGCCAGCAAGAAAGGCGAGGCGAGCCCUUAA
This is a messenger RNA of Symbiodinium natans, 1197 nucleotides long. NCBI's taxonomy places the organism in Eukaryota, Dinophyceae, Suessiales, Symbiodiniaceae. The record is from the annotation of a GenBank genome assembly.